Trichosurus vulpecula (common brushtail) is the source of this 3907-nucleotide messenger RNA. RefSeq names its product mannosidase alpha class 1A member 2 (gene MAN1A2). Bases 735 to 2666 code for a protein of 643 amino acids. The record is from RefSeq and is a predicted model, not a curated record. Gene Ontology annotation, biological process: N-glycan processing; carbohydrate metabolic process. The transcript has 13 exons. Lineage: Eukaryota; Metazoa; Chordata; Mammalia; Diprotodontia; Phalangeridae. Gene Ontology annotation, cellular component: Golgi membrane; endoplasmic reticulum; extracellular exosome. Gene Ontology annotation, molecular function: mannosyl-oligosaccharide 1,2-alpha-mannosidase activity; calcium ion binding.
GCCGCCGGGGCCGCCGCGUCCUUCCCCGCCCCCUAGCCGAGCCGAGCCGCGGCAGGAAGUGCACCCCCCCGCCGGGCCAGCAGCAGCCGCCACGGCCACGGUCACCACCACGGGUGCGGCGGGAGCCGCCUCGGGGGCGCGGAGAUCCCCGAUCUGCUUUCCCUUCUGGUCACCCAUGAAGCCCGGCGCCCCCUGACGAGCCCGUGCGGCCGCUGCCCAGUCCUCGGGGCGGCCCAGGCCCCGGUGUCUGCCCGCCGGUCUCGCUGCCGCCCGAGACGCGCCGGAGCAAGUUCCCCACGCGCCCUUUUUUAAACUUGGGAGGAUCCCGAGUGGAGGCAUGUGAAGCCCCCCGGGGGCCCGGAGAGAGGACCCAGCCGCGGGAAGAGGACUCGGAGGAGCCGCCGCUCGGCCUCUUUCCCCGCCGUGAGGACCCCAGGACCACGACCCCCAGGAAUGCGGGGGACACCGCUCACUGCUCCCCGGGGUGCCCAGAAAAUCCGGAGCAGCCUGGAACCGUGAUUCUGGUGGGGGGCGGGAAGGGCCGCGGGGUCACCGGCUGCUGAAUGUAACCGGAGGAGGGGCCGAAGGAGGUACUUGUUGAAUAAGCACAAUAAUCCCUCGAGUCCGCAGAGGCGCCGAGUUUUCUGUUUUUGCCAAUAUUUUGGAGACUGUUCGAUGUGUCGUACGUUCGACGUAAGAUGACGGCUUUUUAAAACCCUUUAUAAAAGUGAACAAUGACCACCCCGGCUCUGUUGCCCUUAUCCGGACGCAGGAUACCACCCUUAAACCUGGGGCCGCCCUCCUUUUCCCAUCACAGGGCUACGUUAAGACUAUCCGAGAAGUUCAUCCUUCUCCUCAUUCUGAGUGCCUUCAUCACCCUAUGUUUUGGGGCAUUUUUCUUCCUUCCCGACUCUUCGAAACACAAACGCUUUGACCUGGGUUUGGAGGAUGUCUUGAUUCCGCAUGUAGAUACCUUCAAAGGAGAGAAAGACCUCGGGGGCUUCCUGAUCCACGGACAGGGACAAGAUGAACACAGACACAGGGAAGAAGAGGAACGUCUGAGAAAUAAAAUUCGUGCUGAUCAUGAGCGAGCUCUAGAAGAGGCAAAAGAAAAACUAAAGAAGUCUAGAGAGACAAUACAAGCAGAGAUUGAAACAGAAAAAAAUAAGGUUGCCCAGGAGAUAAAGAAGAAAGAAACCAAGCCACUGCCACCAGUCCCUUUACCAAACCUCAUAGGAAUAAAUGGCGGAGAACCAGAAGAUGAAGACACCAGAGAAAAGAGGGAAAAAAUCAAGGAGAUGAUGAAACAUGCCUGGAGCAAUUAUAGGAAAUAUGGCUGGGGACACAAUGAACUCAAACCCAUUGCUAUGAAAGGACAUUCCACUAAUAUAUUUGGAAGUUCAAAAAUGGGUGCUACUAUAGUAGAUGCUUUGGAUACUCUUUAUAUCAUGGGACUCCAUGAUGAAUUCAAAGAAGGACAAGAGUGGAUUGACCACAAUCUUGAUUUCAGUGUGAAUUCAGAAGUGUCUGUAUUUGAGGUCAAUAUUCGUUUCAUUGGAGGACUUCUUGCAGCAUAUUACCUUUCAGGACAGGAGGUAUUCAAGAACAAAGCAGUGCAGUUGGCAGGGAAACUCCUUCCUGCCUUUAACACACCUACUGGGAUUCCCUGGGCAAUGGUGAAUCUGAAAAGUGGAAUUGGACGAAACUGGGGUUGGGCAUCUGCAGGUAGCAGCAUUUUGGCUGAAUUUGGUACCCUACAUAUGGAAUUUGUUCACCUCAGCUAUUUGACAGGGGACCCAGUCUUCUACCAAAAGGUUAUGCACAUUCGGAAACAGCUUCAGAAAAUGGAUCGGCCUGAUGGACUUUAUCCAAACUAUUUGAACCCCAAAACAGGCCGAUGGGGUCAGCAUCACACAUCUGUUGGUGGGCUGGGAGACAGUUUUUAUGAAUACUUACUGAAAGCAUGGUUGAUGUCUGAUAAAACAGACAUUGAGGCAAGGAAGAUGUAUGAUGAUGCAAUUGAGGCCAUAGAAAAGCAUCUUAUUAGAACAUCCAAUGGGGGUCUGACGUUUAUUGGAGAAUGGAAGAAUGGGCACUUGGAAAGGAAGAUGGGCCAUUUGACCUGCUUUGCUGGAGGAAUGUUUGCUUUGGGAGCAGAUGGUUCCAGAAAGGAUAAAGCUGGGCAUUAUUUACAACUUGGAGCAGAAAUUGCACAUACGUGUCAUGAGUCAUAUGACAGAACAGCGUUAAAGCUGGGUCCUGAAGCAUUCAAAUUUGAUGGUGGUGCAGAGGCCGUAGCUGUGCGGCAGAAUGAAAAGUAUUACAUUCUCCGCCCAGAAGUCAUUGAAACUUACUGGUACAUGUGGAGAUUCACUCAUGACCCCAAAUACAGGCAGUGGGGCUGGGAGGCAACUGAGGCUAUUGAAAAGUAUUGUCGAGUGAGAGGUGGAUUUUCUGGGAUCAAGGAUGUGUAUUCUUCUGCUCCUGUAUACGAUGAUGUACAGCAGAGCUUCUUCCUUGCGGAAACACUAAAGUAUUUGUAUCUGCUCUUCUCCAAUGAUGACCUUUUACCUUUAGACCACUGGGUGUUUAAUACAGAAGCCCAUCCUCUGCCUGUGUUACAUUUACCCAACACCACACUUUCAGGAAAUCUUGAUUUACGGUAAAAGCAGCUCAAGAGGAGAGACUUUACUCACCUGUGUUUUGUUUACAUGAACCAAUGCAGAAAUUAGGCUGGAGAGGGGGACUCUUGGAAACCUGGGCCUCCAAGUCAGGAUGUCAGGGUGAGAAGUGACUACUCCAUUUGAAGCUCUUCAACCUAUAGAUAAAUUAACUUUGAAAUUAUUCCAUUUUAUACCUGACCAAAAUAUGCUCCACUAUUUGCAGAACAGAGACCUCAUGUGCUUUAAAUCCUCAUGAGAAGGUCAUAUGGGGGGAAAUGCCUAUUGGUACUGUAUUCAUUAAGAAUCCUGGAAUAAGGAGAAUGGCCUCCUGAGAAUGAACAGAAACAUGGAGCUCUGUGCUGCAGAGUUACUUGAUGGCCUUUGCAGCGAAUUAUAGAUUUGCUUUCUUCUGACAUGAAAUGGAUCCUAAAUGCUUUAUUUUUCCUCCCUCCCUCGUCUCCCCCCCUACACCCUAUUUUGAUAUUGGAAGGAACCAUGAAACAAGAAUAGCGAACUGCACCAGCAGCCGCCGCCACAGGAUUUUAAACUGAAAGAAAUACAGUGUCUAUGUCUUUCCGAAUUAUCAAGUCCCCAUUAAGUGACCAGUCUGGCAGCCAUUUCAAGAACCCCAUCUGUUUCAUGAACACCCCUUGAUUGAGUCAGUUUUUUUCUGGGACAUGAGUUCACCAAGGAAGUACUUUUCCCGUCUUUGUCUUCAUGUGGAAUCAUCAAAUCUGCAGUAUUUUCCAUGUUCACUACUUUUGAGAACCUAGGUUUGGAAAUUUGUGCAUGUAGCUCAGUCGAGUAUUGGUAGCAUGACAAAAAAAAGCUCCAUAUUUCCUUGAAACCUGUUCUAAGAGAAAGCUUGUCGUUUUUUGGGGGAAGAUUUUCCUCAAGCAGAAAAUUCAUCAGGUAAAUCUCUUCAGCCUUCAUUAUAAACUCAGUACAGUCAGUCCUUCACCUUUGACCAUUGUGAAUUGUUUUGUUCAAAAUGUUCUUCUUCUGUGGCUCUGAGUUCUCUUCAUUGCCUUGAUGAGCUAAAUUAUUAUUACAACUCAGCCACCUUAUGAAAGAAUAAGACACCAACUUAUUUGAUAUUCACCCCCACCUCUUAGCCCCUCCCUAUUAGCUGAAUGGACUGUCCCACUACAAAUCAGUUCAGCCUUCUCUGGAGACAUUUAUGGGAUGCCAAAAAAUUGUCAAAAUAGUCUUCAACAAUAAAGAUGUGGUGCAGAGAAAGCAUA